AUAACCCUUUUCAUGGCAAAGGAGAACAUUUUCUUAUUUGUGAGUCAUGCAAAAAGUAUAUUAAAUCAUAAAGGAAAACUCAUACAAGUCCUCUUCUGUACAUCUGUGUCUUCUGCCUUACUCCAAGCCAUCAAGUCACUGGAACAGCUUAAGAUGCCAAGUUGAGAACCACACACUCAGUUACACCUUGAAGUUCAAGGGUAUGGGAUGCAUCAGGAUUCUGUCUCAGCAAUGGGCUUACUUCUUUGCUCCCCGUCCCAACCCUGGGCAUUUACUUUCUAAGUUUGUGAAGUGUGGAUAUGCAGGCUCUAACUUCCCAGAACACAUCUUCCCAGCUUUGGUUGGAAGACCUAUUAUCAGAUCAACCACCAAAGUGGGAAACAUUGAAAUCAAGGAUCUUAUGGUUGGUGAUGAGGCAAGUGAAUUACGCUCGAUGUUAGAAGUUAACUACCCUAUGGAAAAUGGCAUUGUACGAAAUUGGGAUGACAUGAAACACCUGUGGGACUAUACAUUUGGACCAGAGAAACUAAACAUAGAUACCAGAAAUUGUAAAAUCUUACUCACAGAACCUCCUAUGAAUCCAACUAAAAACAGAGAGAAGAUUGUAGAGGUAAUGUUUGAAACUUACCAGUUUUCUGGCGUCUAUGUAGCCAUCCAGGCAGUUCUGACUUUGUAUGCUCAAGGUUUAUUGACUGGAGUAGUGGUGGACUCUGGAGAUGGUGUAACUCAUAUUUGCCCAGUUUAUGAAGGCUUUUCUCUCCCUCACCUUACCAGGAGACUGGAUAUUGCUGGGAGGGAUAUUACCAGGUAUCUCAUCAAGCUGCUUCUGUUGCGGGGAUACGCCUUCAACCAUUCUGCUGAUUUUGAAACAGUUCGCAUGAUUAAAGAAAAACUGUGUUAUGUUGGUUAUAAUAUUGAGCAAGAGCAGAAACUGGCCUUAGAAACCACAGUAUUAGUUGAAUCUUACACACUCCCAGAUGGCCGCAUUAUCAAAGUUGGUGGGGAGAGAUUCGAAGCACCAGAAGCUCUAUUUCAGCCUCAUUUGAUCAACGUGGAGGGAGUGGGUGUGGCUGAGCUGCUUUUUAACACAAUACAGGCGGCUGACAUUGACACAAGAUCUGAAUUCUAUAAGCACAUUGUGCUUUCUGGAGGGUCUACUAUGUAUCCUGGUCUGCCAUCAAGGUUGGAACGAGAACUCAAACAACUUUAUUUAGAACGAGUUUUAAAGGGAGAUGUGGAAAAACUUUCUAAAUUUAAGAUCCGCAUUGAAGACCCACCCCGCAGAAAGCACAUGGUAUUUCUGGGUGGUGCAGUUCUGGCCGAUAUCAUGAAAGACAAAGACAACUUUUGGAUGACCCGGCAAGAAUACCAAGAAAAGGGUGUCCGUGUGCUAGAGAAACUUGGUGUGACUGUUCGAUAAAUUCCCAGGCUUGUCUCAUCACACCUCUGUGCUUUCUUUUUUCCUUUAUUGCCAAUCUUUGAACUCAUUUAACUCCUGAACAUGGAGGCGACUUCUUUAUGCCCUUUGACUGGAAAGGUCAGGUUUUUUUCUGGUGUCUUAGGGAAGCUUUGUUAAAUUUUCGUUAACGUGGAUAAGUGGGUAAUUCAACCACUUCCCUGCAAACGGGAUGAGAAGGCAAAGGGUCCUGUCUGCUGCGUUGUUUCUUCUAAAUAGGCAUUUAGAUCGUUCCUGUAGGCUUCAUAUUUUCACUUUACUGCUCUAAUGCUGCUAGUUUUAGUCUUUAGCACACUAGGUGGUAUGCCUUUACUAGC
Talpa occidentalis (Iberian mole) is the source of this 1773-nucleotide messenger RNA. RefSeq names its product actin related protein 2 (gene ACTR2). Bases 203 to 1420 code for a protein of 405 amino acids. The record is from RefSeq and is a predicted model, not a curated record. Lineage: Eukaryota; Metazoa; Chordata; Mammalia; Eulipotyphla; Talpidae. The transcript is spliced from 10 exons. Gene Ontology annotation, biological process: Arp2/3 complex-mediated actin nucleation. Gene Ontology annotation, molecular function: actin filament binding. Gene Ontology annotation, cellular component: actin cortical patch; Arp2/3 protein complex.